AUGAAGCAGAAUAGGACGACGAAGUUUGGAUUUCUCGUUCAGAAUAUCGUUACUUCCAGACUUGAAGUUAGAAUGCAGUGUCAUAUGGGAAGUGCCGACGUAAGUGUUGCCUUGCCAAGGUCCACGUCCCAUGUCAAACCGAAAGGGAUCCGACUUCGGCAAGCCGGUAUUUUCCUAUUCAUGGUUGCUUUCCGUGAUAUCGGCGAGAUCCUCCCCAUUGUGAAACCCUGCGGUCCCAUGUCAACGGUCGAUGUAGGCAUGUGUUGUCUUGACAAAGAAGAUCAUGGCAUGGUGCCAGCUACUCCCGGUAAUCAACCCUAUCGUCCGAUACAUAUGGCCAUGUGUAUGCGAGCGAAAGAGGUCGUUGCGUUCAUGUAUCAAGGAACAGCCUUGUCCGGCAGAUCUUGA
Messenger RNA from Neurospora tetrasperma FGSC 2508, 408 nucleotides. RefSeq lists its product as uncharacterized. The transcript has 5 exons. The coding region runs from base 1 to 408 and encodes 135 amino acids. The record is from RefSeq and is a predicted model, not a curated record. NCBI's taxonomy places the organism in Eukaryota, Fungi, Ascomycota, Sordariomycetes, Sordariales, Sordariaceae.